Messenger RNA from Pectinophora gossypiella (pink bollworm), 2392 nucleotides. RefSeq names its product WW domain-containing oxidoreductase (gene Wwox). Lineage: Eukaryota; Metazoa; Arthropoda; Insecta; Lepidoptera; Gelechiidae. Gene Ontology annotation, molecular function: protein binding. The record is from RefSeq and is a predicted model, not a curated record. The coding region runs from base 117 to 1382 and encodes 421 amino acids. The transcript has 7 exons.
CAUAAUUUCAGGAUUUGGAAUCGUGAUCGCCGUGAUUUUCUGUUCAAUCUCGUUUAUUUUACAAAUUAUUAGGUACUAAUAUUUGUCCCAUGUGUUCAGCAGUUGAUGUAUAAAUUAUGCAGAAUUUAGCUGAUUCUGAUAGUGAAGACGAAUUGCCUUCUGGAUGGGAACAGAAAUCGACUGAGGACGGGAAUGUUUACUUCGUGAACCCAUUAACAAAGAAGAUUCAGUGGACCCACCCGAGGACGGGACGUAAGAAGGUGAUUCCGAAAGAGCUGCCGUUUGGUUGGUCGAAAGCGAUGGACGACGAGGGGAAGACAGUGUACAUUCAGAAGGAAACUGGCAACAGGUCCUAUGUAGACCCCAGGCUCGCUUUUGCCAGGGAAGAAAAGAAGCAUAUUUAUGAUUUCAGGCAGCGGUUCGAUAGCUCAACAACUGCUUAUCAGGUGCUACAUGGUGUAGACCUAUCAGGAAAGUAUGCUUUGAUCACGGGUUGUAAUGUUGGCAUUGGCUAUGAGACGGCAAAGUCCAUGGCUCGUCAUGGCUGCAACAUACUCUGUGCCAACCGCAACAUGGAAGCCACACAACAAGCCAUACAACAGAUAGUUAAGGAAACUAACUGUUCCGAAGACAAUCUGAAAGCUAUCCAUUUAGACCUGGGAUCUCUGAAAAGUGUAAAGAAAUGUGCCUUAGCUGUGAAGACAGUGUUUUCUGACCAUCUAGACUACCUGAUACUAAACGCGGGUGUGUUUGGUACUCCCUAUGUAGAGACUGAAGACAAGUUGGAGCAGACAUUCCAAGUGAAUCAUCUCAGUCAUAUGUAUCUUGCAUUAUUGCUAGAGCAGUUGUUGAAGAAAGGAUCUAAAGUGAUAUUUGUGUCAUCGGAAUCCCACAGGUAUGCAAACCUACAGAAUGUAUUCUCAAGCCAGUCUAUAUCAAUGAACAGAGAUAACUAUAGUGCAAUGAUGGCUUAUAAUAUUUCCAAGUUAUACAAUGUAGUCACUGCAAAGGUUCUAAGCAAGGAAUGGAAGGAGAAAAACAUCCGGGUGAACUCGCUGCACCCCGGCAACAUGGUGUUCUCUAACCUUAGCAAGUCGUGGUGGCUGUUCCGGCUGGCGUUCCUCUUCGUCAGGCCGUUCACCAAGUCCUUGCAACAAGCUGCAGCAACAACGGUAUACGUCGCGACGGCUCCCGAACUAGAUGGCGUUACUGGUCUAUACUUCAACAACUGCUUCUAUUGCGAAGAGUCUGCGCUGGCGCAAGACGACGACAUUAUGGAGGAAGUUUUUGCUAUGUCACUGCGCUUGAUCGCGGACCGCGUCGGCACCGACGGUAUUCAGAAGUACUACGAUAAGUUUGUGACCAAUGCUAGACAUGGCUGAUGUGCACAGUCGCUGUUUACCCCGGUGAGAAAUAGGCGUGGGUAUAUGUAUAUAUGUAUGUAUAUGUAGAUAGAUCAUUAGGUAUAGAUAUACAAAUAUUAAGUGAUAAUAUAUUUUUAUUCGUUAAAGGGAUAUUGUGCACACAUCAUUUUUUCUAUAUCUUAUUUAUCCCGUGUUUGUUGAAAUUGUAUAAUUAUUAUUUUUCUAUGAAACUUUGGUUUGAUGGUGCUGGUUUAUCGAGUGGCACUUUAAUUUUGGCAUUUAGAGUUCGUUCUGGUCACAUGCCACUUAAUAACUUACUUUUUAAUGAGGAAAAAGGACUGGCCUAAUUGUACACGCUGUGGGUGUGGGACUGUCGAGGACCUUAUGCAAUUCUUGGUGGAGUGUGACCAGCGGGGUUAAAAAUGCCGCAUCGAAGCAAUUCAUCUAAAACAGCAAUACUGCAAUUUGACAUUUGCACAUAUAGUAAUAGUAAACAAAUGUCAAAUAGCAAUAUUGUUUUUUGUGAUGUUUUUUAAGAUGAAUUCGAUGUGGCUUUUUUAACCCGCCAGUACAAAAAGAUUAGAAGGAAAUUAUACCACCAAAAUCUACGUGGAAGAGAAAUCGAUUGCCUCUUGGCAGAUGCACUAUCCAUAAUGGCAAAACUUGUUUAAAAAUACUCUACUGUGUCUCUUGGGAAUAACUAUCCCUUAAAGACAUGGUGUAUUGCUGUAAUACUGAUCUUCUCCAAAGUGAUGAUUUGAUUAUCAUUAAACGCUGUAAACUAUGAGGCUGGCAAAACCACCAAGAGUGGCUUAACCCCUUAAACGCCGGAACGCGGAUCUCGACCAGACACAAUGUAAAAUCUAUUGUGUCUGGUAUCUCGGCAUAUGAGAGGUUAAGCCUCGAUAAAAAAAUUGAUUAAAAAAAAUAGUAUCAGAAUCGGAUAAUGAUAAAGUGCCAUUUAUAAUUCUAUCUAUACAUUCCAUAGAAUAAUUAAAUUACUGACAUAUUAUUUCAUAAUAAUGCUG